Messenger RNA from Brassica napus (rape), 1507 nucleotides. RefSeq names its product protein MIZU-KUSSEI 1-like. The coding region runs from base 274 to 1026 and encodes 250 amino acids. Gene Ontology annotation, biological process: hydrotropism. The transcript has a single exon. The record is from RefSeq and is a predicted model, not a curated record. Lineage: Eukaryota; Viridiplantae; Streptophyta; Magnoliopsida; Brassicales; Brassicaceae.
UAAAUGUUUGGUUAAUAAACGUGCCAAAGAAAAAGCCCCAUUCAACCAAUAACCUUUCGGUACAUCGUAAUAGAAUCUUUUCAACACUUUCCACGUGGCAAGUUCACAAAAAGCCACGUGUAGUAACAGUCAAACCAGUCAAAGCCACAACGGAUAUUAUCUUGUCUCCCGCCUUUCUUUAUAAAAAGCACACAAACAAGAACACAGAGACUUGUCUCUGCAACUCUGAAACCUCCGUUUGACCCUUUUACCUUUCAAGAGAGAGAAAGAAGGAUGACGAAGCUCGACGUUCUCCGUCGCUACCUCCUCCCGUGCGUCUCACCUCCGACGAAUCCAACCGCCGCGUCGCCAUCCACCGGACCAGUCUCCAAGAAACGUCUCAGCACUUCCCUCAGAGACGACAUCGACGUUCAAGACUCCGCUUCUUCCUCCGCCUCUUCCUCCGAGGCCGCAUCCUUCGCCGCCGCCGUUGAUUCCGACUCCGACUACCUCUCCGUCGCGACGCAGCCGCCGAGACCCUCGAAGACGAUGGUCAUCGGUACGCUUUUCGGGAGGAGAAAGGGACACGUGUGGUUCUGCGUGCAGCACGACCGUCUCUCAGUCAAACCUCUCCUUCUCCUCGAGCUCUCCAUCGCGACGAGCCAGCUUGUUCACGAGAUGGGUUCGGGUCUCGUUCGCGUGGCUCUUGAGUGUCCGACCCGGCCCGAGUUGAAGUCUUGCCUCUUGAGAUCCGUGCCGGUUUGGACUAUGUUCUGCAAUGGGAGGAAGCUAGGUUUUGCUGUGAGGAGGAGCGCCAAGGACGAGACGAGAGUGAUGUUGAAGAAGCUUGAGUCGAUGACUGUUGGUGCGGGCGUGUUGCCUUCUGGUUCCGGGUCGGGUGAAGCGGAUUCUGACGAGGUUAUGUAUAUGAGAGCGAACUAUGAGCAUGUUGUUGGAAGCUCUGACUCCGAGUCGUUUCAUCUCAUUAACCCGGAUGCUAACUCGGCUCAAGAACUCAGCAUCUUCUUGCUCAGGACCUCUUCCUAAUUACCUUCUUGUUGGUCUAAUUAUGAAUGCUUUUCAUCAAAGAUAGGUUUAGAGAUCUUAGUGUUUUGAGUUCUUAGUGAGAAAUUUCGAAGCGGAUUUGAGUUCUUGAGCGUUAAACAUAUUCUUUUGUUAGUGAGUUAACAAGUGUUCUCGAGUGUAAUGAUAAAGAAACUUUCAAGAUUUUGUUUAGUAAGAUUCUCUUCUUGAAGCAAUCUUUGUCACUAUUACAAAUAAAAAACGUAGCAAAAAGCAAACAAAACAAAACUUGCUGUAUAUAAAGUGUAAAAUGUUUAAGAUCAAGAAACAGACAAUAACAAUACAAAACUGUGAUGUCAGGAGAAUGCUGGCGUGGGAAAGACAAGUGUAAAGGAUAAUGCAUUUGAAUGUUACUUAACGCUCAAAUGCAACUCAAACCUAUACACUCCACGGUGGUAGUAGUAGUAGUAGUAAGAAAAGUAAAAAUUACUACCAAAGGGGGAAA